AUGGCCACCGCUUGCGAUAUUUCGUUCGAUGAGAUGGCCAUGGCCUUGAGCUACAUUUCCCUUGGUGGCACCGCGGCGGCACCAGCGAGCUCCGCGCGAGGGUUGCCAUCCUUGGCACCAGUGAAGCAGGAGAAGAAGGCCGCCAAGAAGCCCGAGGCGGACGACGAUUAG
This is a messenger RNA of Ectocarpus siliculosus, 171 nucleotides long. Lineage: Eukaryota; Phaeophyceae; Ectocarpales; Ectocarpaceae. The record is from the annotation of a GenBank genome assembly.